Oncorhynchus nerka (sockeye salmon) is the source of this 1594-nucleotide messenger RNA. RefSeq lists its product as uncharacterized. The coding region runs from base 1 to 903 and encodes 300 amino acids. The transcript is spliced from 3 exons. The record is from RefSeq and is a predicted model, not a curated record. Lineage: Eukaryota; Metazoa; Chordata; Actinopteri; Salmoniformes; Salmonidae.
AUGUAUGUCAGGAGGUGUGAGAGAGCCAUGCGUGGUGGUGGUGGUGGUGGUGGUGGUGGUGGUGGUGGUGGUGGUGGCAGGGGGCUGUGGCAGGGCAGCGAGGCCCAAAGGAGAGAGGAGCACAGAGCUCAGGCUCGCCUGCAGGGGGGGUUACAGAGACUGGAGCAGGCCACGAGCUACCACCUCAACACACUCACCACAGAACAACGAAGACUACACAGAGACCUGCUCAACAUCAGGACCGGUAACCCCUGGAGGAGGAGCCUUCACCCCCUGGUGUCGCAACCUGUCAACCCUGACCCCUCCCAUCUCUCCAUGCCCUGCAGGACUACCCUACCCACAAUCCCACGGGCCACCAGAGACCCAAAGAAACACAGGUCAGUGAAAGCUGUGUGUGGGGGAGUGUCUGGUCUGGCUGCACUCCAGGUUCGGGUCCAUGACUUCCUCUGCAGCUCUGCAGACCCACAGAGACAGGGGGCAGAGAGCUCAGUGGCGCCACUCUGCCUGCCAGACCUCAAACUGCAGCCUGCAGCAGAAUUGACCAGCACUGGGCUGGGGGAGAGAGGGGAAGUGGAAGGGAGGGAGGGGAGAGCUGAGAGAGAGAGAGAAUAUGUGAGGGGAAGAGGGGGGAGGGCAACGAGAAAGAAGGAGGAAGAGAACAGGAGGACAGACAGAGACAGAGAGAAAGAGGAGUAUUAUCCUCUCCCUCCUCCCCCCUCCGACGUCCUCACUGCUGAUGGUCGGCCCAGAACGCUCCACCUCCUGCCUGAUUUCAACCAAUCACUGUCCGAGGCUCGUAAAGCUCGCUACAUCCGUUACCGAGGUCGACCCCCCUGCGAGAGGGAGCUGUCAAUCACUGAGAUAUUCGCCAGGGGCAACACAGGUUCCAUCCACAGAUUCUGAAAAGAGAAUAACCCUGUAAGACAGAACAAAUCCUGUGAGUGAGGCUAGUAGUGUGUGACUUUUCUUUUAACAUGGGACCUCUGCACAUGUGUUAGUCCAUUAAGCAAAAGCCUUAGUAUUUGCUCGGGGAGCUAUAGCAAGUCUUCAGGUCUCAGGUAAGGUUACUCAUCAUGCGAGCGUGGUUCAGCAAACCACUUCCGUUAUAUCAUGGACACCUCCAUAAACAUUAGAUCCAUUCCAACCUACUAUGUUUGGACUACAUUAUGUCAUACUGAACAGGGCUUUGGUCGCUGAUACACCUGUUCUGUGCCAAACUGACAAUGCAUCUUAUUCAGUGUUUCUAUUUUAUUAGGCAAGUUAGUUAAGAACAAAUGAUUAUUUACAAUGACAGCCUACCAGGGAAUAGUGGGUUAACUGCCUUGUUCAGGGGCAGAACAACUAAUUUUUACCUUGGGGAUUCAAUCCAGCAACCUUUCGGUUACUGGCCCAACGCUCUAACCACGAGGCUACCUGCCACCCUGUGAAUGUAUAUCUGUGAAUGUAGCAUUUGAGAUUUGCUCAAUGUGAAAGUCCAUAAUAUCUAUUGUGUUAAAUCAUGUACCUGAUUGAAAUUCUCAAUGUAUGUAAAGUAUAAUGUUUAAAACUGUUGGCUCAUGAAUCAUGAUUUAUCGUAAUAAAAUAGAGGCCAUUA